Messenger RNA from Vitis riparia (riverbank grape), 1754 nucleotides. RefSeq names its product LEAF RUST 10 DISEASE-RESISTANCE LOCUS RECEPTOR-LIKE PROTEIN KINASE-like 2.1. The transcript is spliced from 3 exons. Gene Ontology annotation, molecular function: ATP binding; protein kinase activity. NCBI's taxonomy places the organism in Eukaryota, Viridiplantae, Streptophyta, Magnoliopsida, Vitales, Vitaceae. The coding region runs from base 48 to 1664 and encodes 538 amino acids. The record is from RefSeq and is a predicted model, not a curated record. Gene Ontology annotation, biological process: protein phosphorylation.
AUGAAUUCUUCUUUAAAGAUAUUUGUUGUCCUGAACCGAAUACAAUCAUGGAUUCCACCCUCUUCAAAUACACUUCCAACACCCAGAACGCCACCUUGUUCUACAAGUGUCCCUCAGGGUUUGAAUAUCCCGCAACUUCGGACUUUUUCUGUUUGAAAUACGGUGCUCCAGAGCAUGCUUUUUUUGUGGUAAAUACGUCUCUGGCCACUGAACUCGUAAGCGUAUGCGGGGCUGGUGUGGUCGUUCCGGUCCUUGCAACUGCUGCUCAGGGCUUUAUGAAUCAUUCAUUAGCUUUUUAUCAAGUUCUGAAUGAAGGGUUUGAGGUGAAAUGGACAGUAGAAGAGGGACAAUGUGAAAGUUGUGCUGAGUCUGGAGGUAGAUGUGGAUAUAAUUCGAGUUUGGGCCAACCUAGUUGUUAUUGUCCUAAUUCCAACCCUAAAGGCGCUUCCACCAAUUGCACCAACUCCAAGUUUCCAACUGCUUUGAAUUCGCUUAAGUCAACAUCCGAGACCAUCUUAAAGAAAAUCAUAAUCGUCAUUGCUGCAGGAGGAGCUGGGACAUUAUUUGCUAGCAUUCUUAUAAUCUUCUACUUCAAAAGAAAACUAUCAAAACAUAUACCAAUGUUCAUUUGGAGAAAGAGAUCUGAUGUUGAUCAAAACAUUGAGGAAUUUGUUAGGAAUUAUGGAUCUCAUGCUCCAAAGAGGUACAGUUAUUCAGAUGUUAAGAAAAUGACUAAUUCAUUCAAGGAUAAAUUAGGCCAAGGAGGCUAUGGUGGCGUUUACAAAGGAAAGUUAAGUGAUGGCCAACCUGUUGCAGUCAAAAUCCUCAACACAUCCAAAGGGAAUGGAGAGGAUUUCAUUAAUGAAGUUGCAAGCAUUAGUAGGACUUCUCAUGUCAAUAUUGUCAACCUUUUGGGGUUUUGUUUUGAGGGUGGCAAAAAAGCUCUCAUAUAUGAAUUUAUGAGCAAUGGGUCUCUUGAAAACUUCUUAUGUAGUGAAAGUCCUUUGAAAGCCAAUAAAAACUUGGGAUGGGAGAAGUUGUACCAAAUCACAAUUGGGAUAGCUAGAGGACUUGAGUACUUGCAAUGUGGGUGCAGAAUAAGGAUAUUGCAUUUUGAUGUGAAACCUCACAACAUCCUUCUAGACCAAGACUUUUGCCCCAAAAUCUAUGAUUUUGGGUUUGCUAAAUUAUGCUCACCAAAAGAGAGUACUGUAUCAAUGUCAAUAGCUAGAGGAACUAUUGGGUAUGUCGCUCCAGAAGUAUUCUCUAGAAAUUUUGGCCGAGUCUCACACAAAUCAGACGUCUAUAGCUAUGGAAUGAUGGUUCUAGAAAUGGUUGGAGGAAGACAAAACCCCAAUGGUACAAUUGAUCACACCAACGACACAUAUUUUUCACAUUGGAUUUAUAAGAAUCUCGAGCAACAAGAAGAUCUAGGACUAGAGGGCAUUGAAAACAAAGGGGAAAAUGAAAGUACAAGGAAAAUUAUACUAGUGGGUUUGUGGUGCAUACAAACAGAUCCAGCGAAUAGGUCAUGCAUGAGUAAGGUGAUUGAAAUGUUGGAAGAAAUCAUAGAAGCCUUGCAGAUCCCACCAAAGCCUUUCCCAUCUUCUCCUCCAAGGUUUCCAAAAGACUGUUCAUCCUUUAAAUCAACACUAUCACAAUAAUAUAUUCCUACAAUUGUAUGUACUCAUUAUUUUAUCAAUCAAACAAGUUGAUACAUAAAUUAUUUUGCGUGGAAACUUUUGAUAAUCAAA